CCUUCUCUUGAGCCAAAGAGGAGAGGAAAGAUAGUAAACACUUUUUACACAGGGUUCCAAUCGGCUUCUGGAUUGAGUUCCCCAAGCAUUGGAAAGUGGAAAGGAAGCCCUUCACUCUGUUUCCUGGACUACAACUCCCACAAUCCUUCAGCCAGGGAGGGCACUUGUUGGUAGAGGAUGAGGAUGGGAGUUCUUAUCUUUAUAGAAAACGACUUCAAGUUAAGGAGGAGGAGAAAGAAGAAUGUGAUUUGUGCAAGAAGGAAAUUAUAGGAAGAUAGAAGGUUUUUAUGAAGAAGAAAAAAAGAAAGAAGACCUUCUUGGACUUAACCAUCAAUAAAUACUAUUUUGCAGUAUGUUGUCACUUUUAAUCAGAAAAUGUAAGAGAUUGCCAAUGCUGUCGACAGGUUUGUUAAACAAGGACCAAUUUCUGUACAGGUCUGUUGCUAAUUCUUCCCUUCUUUAUGGGAAGAAGAAAAAUACAAGUGACUAUGAAAACACUGACCAAGAAAAGUAUGGGGAUUUGAUCCGUGACCUUGUGUCCUGCAAAGAUAGUUUUCAGAGACCUGAAUCAAUGUUUAUAGAAGAUGAUAUGCUUUAUGGACAUGAAAGUAAAUAUAGGCCUUCACCUCAGGAGGCUGAAACAAACCUUAAUGGGAACAGGAUUCCUCUACUGAAUCCUAGUAAGACCUCUUUGCACCAGCAGACUGUCCCAGGACUGCCCUUGCAAAUCAGUUUGGAAAAGAGGAAUUUAGCCAGCGUGACAUCUGUGCUACAGCAGACCAUGCCUCUGGAGCAAGCUUUUUAUCUGGAGAGGUGGAAACAGAGAAUGAUUCUGGAACUUGGAAAAGAGGGGUUUGCAGAAUACACUAAAAAUAUCUUUCGACAGGGAAAGUGCUUUCAUGCAGCUAUGGAAAACUUAUUGUUAGGUGAUGACAUUCCUGUGAAGGAACAGGGAGAAGACACUGAUGUCUCUGGCUUUGUGAAAAGUGUAAAGCAUGUGCUACAAGAAGUCACUGGAGUAAGAGCCCUCGAAAGUGCAGUACAGCAUGAGACACUUCAUUACCAAGGUCUAGUGGACUGUGUGGCAGAAUAUCGAGGAACAUUAUGUGUAAUUGACUGGAAGACUUCAGGGAAAUCGAAGCCAUUUCUCCGGAAUACGUUUGACAGUCCACUACAGAUUGCAGCAUACAUAGGAGCCAUUAAUCACGAUACUAAUUAUAACUUCCAGGUUGAUUGCGGACUCCUUGUCAUUGCCUACAAAGAUGGCUCUCCUGCACAUCCUCAUUACAUGGACACUGAUCUAUGCUCUCAGUACUGGAAAAAGUGGUUGUGUCGUUUGGAAGAAUAUAAAGAGAAAAGGAAAGGCAGUGAAACUGCAUAA
This is a messenger RNA of Sceloporus undulatus (fence lizard), 1381 nucleotides long. RefSeq names its product mitochondrial genome maintenance exonuclease 1 (gene MGME1). Gene Ontology annotation, biological process: mitochondrial DNA replication. Bases 353 to 1381 code for a protein of 342 amino acids. The transcript has 5 exons. The record is from RefSeq and is a predicted model, not a curated record. Gene Ontology annotation, cellular component: mitochondrion. NCBI's taxonomy places the organism in Eukaryota, Metazoa, Chordata, Lepidosauria, Squamata, Phrynosomatidae. Gene Ontology annotation, molecular function: single-stranded DNA exodeoxyribonuclease activity.